AUGACUAUCAGACACGAUUCCAACGCCGUGGAGGCGCAGAAGCCCGCGGUGCAGCAGCACUCACAAGCGAAGAUGUUUACGCUCGAUGAGAUGAUCAAGAGGCGCGCUGCGGAAUUGGGAGAUACGAUUUUACUCGGUGCGCCGGAGAGUGGCGUUGAUGAUUUCAGAGAGCAUAGCGCUGUGGAUAUCGAUAGAUAUGCUGAUGCGGCUGUUGCGAAACUUCAGAGCUUGGGCCUCAAGUCAGUGGAUCCAACGCUGGAGAAAGCUCCCGUGGUAGGCAUGCUGGGCCAAUCUGGCAUUCACGUUGUUAUCCAGAUCAUCGCCCUCAAUCGUCUGGGCUAUAGUGCAUUUCUUAUCUCAACACGCCUUGCGAGCCUGGCAAUCACACAACUUCUCGAUCUAGCCAGCUGUAACGUCAUUCUCACAACACCACCUUUCCACCCCGUUCUCAAAGAAGUACAGCAAAAUCGCCAAUUGGAGAUUCUACCUCUAUUGCAGAAUGCCGAUCUCUAUGACCAGGAUGCACCACGCUUUACACGAGAUUACAACCCCGACGCUGAGUCUCGUAAAGUCGCUGUCAUCAUCCACUCGUCUGGCUCGACAGGCCUGCCCAAGCCUAUCUUCCUCACCAAUGCUAGCGUUGUCGGCGCUUCUGCGGUGCACAUGAACAUGCGAGGUUUUCUCACAUCGCCACUCUUCCACAGUCAUGGGUUCUACGAGACAUUCCGCGCGAUUUACUCGGGCAAGCCACUCUACUUUACAAACUACGGCCUGCCUCUGACGAGAGAAAUUGUCCUUGCGCAGCUCAGGGCGACUAAGCCUGAAAUCUUUCACUGUGUCCCAUAUGUUAUCAAGCUCUUGGCUGAGAGUGAAGAGGGUAUUCAGAUAUUGGCGGAUAUGAAGCUGGUUUUAUACGCCGGAAGUGGAUGUCCUGAUGAUCUUGGCGAUCGUUUGGUAGAAAGAGGUGUCAACCUUUGUGGCAACUACGGAGCUACCGAGACUGGUAGACUCGCCACGUCUGCACGCCCAGAAGGCGACAAAGCGUGGAACUACAUCCGUGUGCUCCCUCCAGCAGAACCAUACACAGUGUUCGAUGAAGUCGCCCCAGGGCUUUUCGAAUGCGUCGCUCUAGACGGUCUCCCCUCAAAGAGCACGACGAAUUCAGAUGACCCGCCUGGAUCUUUCCGCACCCGAGAUCUCUUUACGCAGCAUCCCACAAGACCUACGCUAUGGAAAUUCGCCUGCCGUCUUGACGAUCGGUUUACUCUCAUCAAUGGUGAGAAGGUCCUACCAAUUCCUAUCGAGGGUCGCAUCCGACAAGAGGAGAUUGUCAAGGAGGCUAUUGUCUUUGGCGAUGGCAAGACAUAUCCUGGUAUUCUGAUCGUCAAGGCUGAUCGCGCGGCUGCCAUGUCUGACGAUGAGUUCCUUGAGGCCAUCUGGCCUUCUGUCGAAGAUGCUAACUCUCGCGCUGAAUCGUUCUCAAGAAUCCCGAAAGAAUUAGUCGUUAUUGUCCAAUCUGAUGUGGCAUACCCCCGAACAGACAAGGGUACUUUCAUUCGAGUUCCCACAUACCGCCAGUUUGAGAAGGAGAUCGAAGCUGCAUACAAGACAUACGAAGGCCAAGACGACCAAGCCGGCUCACUCACCCUCGAAGGCAAAGAGCUGGAAGACUAUCUCCUCGAACAGGUCAAGAACAAGUGCGGAGUUGAACUAGAAUCUUCAGAAGCAGACUUCUUCGCUUCGGGAGUGGAUAGUCUGCAGUGCAUCCAGAUGUGGAGUCUCAUCAAGCGGGAGAUUGACCUUGGUGGUAGACAAUCCGAGCUCGGCCAGAAUGUCCUCUACGAGACUGGUAAUGUCAAGUUACUCGCUCGUCAGGUUGAAAGGCUGAGGAGCGGUGCGGGCGAUGAAGAGCAGGAUCAGUUCGCGGUGAUGGAGAAGCUGAUUGAGAAGUAUUCUUCUUUCAGGCCUCAUGUUGCUGGCUCUGCGCCUCAGCCCGAGAAAGAGCUUGUGCUACUCACUGGUGUUACCGGUGCCCUAGGUGCUCAUGCCCUUGCGCAACUUACAGCUCAACCACACGUCGGCGCUGUGUGGGCUUUAAUCCGAGCAACCAGCGAUUCUGCCGCGACCGAGAGAUUGAACAGUUCUCUGGACGCCCGAGGUCUUUCUUUGAAUGAAGAACAGCGCGGCAAAGUCCUUGCUCUUCCCUGCGAUCUCAGCCGCGCCGAUCUCGGUCUCAGUGAAACUCGCGUCGAAGAGCUGAAGACAAAACUCACAACUAUUAUCCACAGCGCCUGGGCCGUCAACUUCAACAUCUCCGUUCAGAGCUUUGAGGACCAACACAUCAAAGCCGUGCACAACCUCAUCCAGCUAAGCCUUUCCGUGCAAACGCCCAAGCCAGCUCGUUUCUUCUUCUGCUCUUCCGUCUCGUCUGCAGCGGGAACACCUCGACCUGGACAAGUCCUUGAAACGCUUGUUGCAUCCCCUGCGCAUGCCCAGCACACGGGUUAUGCGAGGUCGAAGUAUGUCGCUGAGCAUAUCACGGGUAACGCACGGAAGAGUGCUAGUGCCCCGGCGAGGGUGCUACGCUUGGGCCAGUUGGUGGGUGAUACGAAGGUCGGGGAGUGGAAUACUACCGAGGGUGUUCCUUUGAUGAUACAGACGGCUGUUACGAUUGGUGCUUUGCCAGCUUUGAACGAGGAAAUGUCGUGGCUGCCAGUCGAUCUCGCCGCAUCCGCAAUUCUAGACCUCGCCAACCUCAGCGGCAAACCAACCACAGACCGCUCUUCAGAUACAGAUCUAGUCUACCACCUCAUAAACCCGGUUCGAUUCCACUGGGCACGCCAGAUGCUCCCUUCUAUGGAAAAGGCUGGCUACAAGUUCGAGACUCUCCCCACAAGCGAGUGGAUGGAGCGUCUACGUAAUUCAGAGCGCGACCCUACCAAGAACCCUCCUAUCAAGCUACUGGAUUGGUUCGAGGGUAAGUAUGGUAAGAAGGUCACUUCUUCGGCUGAGAAGGGGCCAUUGGAUUAUCUGACUGAAAGGUCGAGGGAGGAUAGUGAGACUUUGAGAAAUGUGCCGGAUGUCACGGAUGUGGAUUAUAUCAAGAUGAUGCUUGGAAGGCUACAGGCACAUUGGAAGCAACAGGCUUAG
Molecule: messenger RNA, 3150 nt
Organism: Fusarium sp. VM40
Lineage: Eukaryota; Fungi; Ascomycota; Sordariomycetes; Hypocreales; Nectriaceae
Source: the annotation of a GenBank genome assembly